Molecule: messenger RNA, 1354 nt
Organism: Loxodonta africana (African savanna elephant)
Lineage: Eukaryota; Metazoa; Chordata; Mammalia; Proboscidea; Elephantidae
Product: olfactory receptor 2T33-like
Exons: 1
Coding region: 202-1140 (312 amino acids)
Biological process (GO): G protein-coupled receptor signaling pathway; detection of chemical stimulus involved in sensory perception of smell
Cellular component (GO): plasma membrane
Molecular function (GO): G protein-coupled receptor activity; olfactory receptor activity
Source: RefSeq, a predicted model, not a curated record
UGUAUGCUAACAGGAGAGAUGAAUUGGAGGAUGCUAUGGCAAAAAAUUUGUUUAUAAGUGAAAGAUUAAUAAUUAGCCCUCCAUGUCUGAGAUUACCCAAGUCAUUUAGCCAAAUUUUUUUUUAAAGAAUAUAUCCAAGCUUCCUUUUAAGCAAAUCUAAUUUCUUCAUCUUUCUUACAUCUUUCAGGCACCGGUAGAGCCAUGGAGAACGCAAAUGACACCACAGGGGUAAACUUCAUUCUUCUAGGGCUCUUUAGUGACACACAGAUCCACCUCUUCCUCUUUGCCAUGGUGCUCAUUAUCUUCAUCACCUCACUGAUGGGCAAUGCCCUUAUGAUCAUCCUCAUCCGUGUGGACCCUCGACUCCACACACCCAUGUACUUCCUGCUUAGUCAACUUUCCCUCACGGACAUGAUGCUGGUCUCCACCGUUGUUCCCAAAAUGGCAGCCAACUACCUGACAGGCACUAGGUCCAUCUCUCCCACUGGCUGUGGAGCCCAGAUCUUCCUGUUUCUCACUCUGGGAGGGGGUGAGUGCUUCCUCUUAGCGGCCAUGUCCUAUGACCGCUAUGUGGCCAUAUGUCACCCAUUGUGCUAUUCCAUUCUCAUGAGUCAGAGGCUCUGCUUGCUCAUGACGGCAGGUUCCUGGCUCCUGGGAGGGGUUGAUGGGCUGAUGCAAGCUGGUGCCACUUUGAGCUUCCCUUACUGUCACUCACGGGAAAUCAAUCACUUCUUUUGUGAGGCACCAUCGCUGGUACGCCUUGCCUGUGCUGACACCACGAUUUUUGAGUUUUUCAUGUAUGUCUGCUGCAUUCUGAUGCUCUUGAUCCCUUUGUCUCUCAUUUUGGCCUCAUACAGCCUUAUCCUGGCUGCAGUGCUUCGCAUGCAGUCAGCUGCAGCCCAGAAGAAAGCCUUCACGACUUGCUCCUCUCACCUGGCAGUUGUGGGACUCUUCUAUGGCACCCUCAUAUUCAUCUACAUGAGGCCCAAAUCUUACCGUUCAGUUGGCCGUGAUAAGGUGGUCUCAGCUUUUUAUACCAUCUUCACACCUGUCUUGAACCCGCUUAUAUACAGCGUGAGGAAUAAAGAGGUCAAGGGGGCCUUGAGGAGGUGGCUGGAAAAACAUUUUAUGCGAUAUUGAUAUUGAGCAUAAUUUGCCAAAAUGGCGACAUCCUAACUGGAUAGAGGUUACAGUUCCAAAAUAUCAUUUUGUUAUGUUAUUCAUCCCGUUUAAAUGCUUCUUUUGUGUUGUUUCAAGUUAUUUUGGCCUUCAUUUGCCAAUCUGGCUGCAUUGUUUCUAUAAGGUUAUUUUUAUAUUUGGUCCUGCUGCCAUGGCUUGCAGUGGCAUUUUUCCU